Molecule: messenger RNA, 627 nt
Organism: Oreochromis aureus
Lineage: Eukaryota; Metazoa; Chordata; Actinopteri; Cichliformes; Cichlidae
Product: histone H3
Exons: 1
Coding region: 94-504 (136 amino acids)
Cellular component (GO): nucleosome
Molecular function (GO): protein heterodimerization activity; structural constituent of chromatin; DNA binding
Source: RefSeq, a predicted model, not a curated record
GCUCCCGCCUGCAGCCCCUGUAUAAAGCCGCUGCUCACGCUCAGACUGCAUUCUCUCUUUUGCUGUUCACACAGAGGAGACCGACGCUGUAAGAUGGCCAGGACCAAGCAGACUGCCCGUAAAUCCACCGGAGGAAAAGCUCCCAGGAAGCAGCUCGCCACUAAGGCUGCCCGUAAGAGCGCCCCGGCUACCGGAGGCGUGAAGAAGCCCCACCGUUACAGGCCCGGGACUGUGGCUCUGAGGGAGAUCCGCCGCUACCAGAAAUCCACCGAGCUGCUGAUACGAAAGCUGCCGUUCCAGCGCCUGGUUAGGGAGAUCGCUCAGGACUUCAAGACCGACCUGCGCUUCCAGAGCUCCGCCGUCAUGGCUCUGCAGGAGGCUAGCGAGGCUUACCUGGUCGGUCUGUUCGAGGACACCAACCUGUGCGCCAUCCACGCCAAGAGGGUCACCAUUAUGCCCAAAGACAUCCAGCUGGCCCGCCGCAUCCGCGGAGAGAGGGCUUAAGCUGUUCUGAGACCAGUUUACACCAAACACAACGGCUCUUUUAAGAGCCACAUACACGCACUCAGAGCAGCGGUUUACUGCACAGACUCUGCACUACCUGGGCCUCAGCUCAGUGCUGUUUGC